AUGGACCCUCUUACUCUUGGAAGGUUGUUAGGAGAUGUUGUUGAUCCCUUUACAAGUUCUGUAUCUUUGAGGAUUGCCUAUAACAAUAACUCAGAAGUAGUCAAUUGUUCUGACUUCAAGCCCUCCCAAAUUACCAAACAACCAAGAGUUGAUGUUGGUGGUGAUGAUUUUAGGACUUUUUACACUCUGAUUAUGGUAGACCCCGAUGCACCUAGUCCUACUAAUCCCAAUAUGAGGGAGUAUUUGCAUUGGUUGGUAAUUAACAUUCCAGGAACUACAGGGGCGAGCUUCGGGCAAGAGAUAAUGAAGUAUGAGAGUCCAGAACCAACGGCAGGAAUACAUAGAAUAGUGUUUGUGCUGUACAAGCAAAUGGUGGGGAGGCAACUGAUACACGCUCCCACCUGGCGUAACAACUUUAACACUCGCGACUUUGCUCAAGUUUACAAUCUCGGAUCUCCUGUUGCUGCUGUGUACUUCAAUUGCCAGCGGGAGAGUGGUUGUGGUGGAAGGAGAAUGAUCUAG
Arachis stenosperma is the source of this 522-nucleotide messenger RNA. RefSeq names its product protein HEADING DATE 3A-like. NCBI's taxonomy places the organism in Eukaryota, Viridiplantae, Streptophyta, Magnoliopsida, Fabales, Fabaceae. Bases 1 to 522 code for a protein of 173 amino acids. The record is from RefSeq and is a predicted model, not a curated record. The transcript has 4 exons.